UUGACAACGGUCCGAACGUGUCGCCAUGUUGGAUUCGAACGAUGCCACAACAAACUUGACUUCAUCACGCAAGACGGCUUCUUUAAGAAGUACAGUAGGGUAAUCUUUAAGGCCCUGGUCAGGAUAGUGCAAUUUCCUCCAACGAGUUCUAUUUCUAUCUUCUUCAAUGUACGGGCUUGAAGAUGAAGGCAGUGAGAGUCAUCUGGAAGAUAGAUGUUGCUGUAUCUCAAAAAAGGAGGACGAACGCGAUACCAGUAAGAGUCUUGGUGAUCAAGACUUAAGGAAUGAUCUUGAGACAAGAUCCAAGGAGAUAGUUAUAAGCUGUCGAGGCAUCUCAAAGAGAAAAGGUGGUGCAUGCUCAUUGGAAGAAUCGAGCACAGAAAAGGAGGAUGCAAAAGCCGCAGCCGAAUCACCUGUUGUUGGAUCCACUGAAAAAGUUCAAGGUGACUUACAGGUGGUUCAAAGUCACGAGUCUAUCACGUGCCCGUCACGUGCCAGGAGGCGACAAGACAGCGAGUCGACGGCGAGUUCGUACCGGUUCAUGUGCAGGAUCUGUCACGGCGGGGAGGAUGAGGAAGAUGCGAUGAUCAGUCCCUGUCUGUGCUCCGGAUCUCUACAGUACUGCCACCAAGAGUGCCUGCUCAAAUGGCUCGGCUGGAAAAGUUCCUGGACGUGUGAAUUGUGUUCUCACAAUUUCAGCAUUGUAAACCACGGCCUAAAAAGACCAUCAAAGUGGAAAUGCGUCAAACUUGACGCGACCGAGAGAUGGUCGAUGGUAGUCCUCCUGCUAGCCCUGUCCGCCAUUAUUGGAUCCACGUACUUUCUAGUCUGGUCCUUCACCAAUCCCAUGUCAGAGCAGCAGAAAACGGCACCCGAAUUCCAAGUGUGUUACGCCCUGUACGUGAUCUUGAACCUGUUUUCCCUCGGGAUCGUGCUGUUCUACGUCCGGCCGAUCGCGGCGAUGGUCAACAGGUGGCGGGCCAUCAACCAGCGACUACAGGUUCAAGACUACGCAGGCCGUUUGAAGAAAAGGCGCCUUUCCGAGUGUUCAAGUAUCCUGGUCCUCCCGUCUGUAGCUGUGGUGACGUCUGAGGUUCUAACGUCUAUACAGCUCGUUCCCAUGGACAAUGUCGCGAGCCAAUCACAGGUGGGAAUCACCUUCUCGUAUAACUCCAUGCAGGAGGCCUACAUGCACCCAUACAAGAGCGACAUGGAGCGACUUUACAUAGAAUGA
Molecule: messenger RNA, 1234 nt
Organism: Branchiostoma belcheri (Belcher's lancelet)
Lineage: Eukaryota; Metazoa; Chordata; Leptocardii; Amphioxiformes; Branchiostomatidae
Product: E3 ubiquitin-protein ligase MARCH11-like
Exons: 5
Coding region: 167-1234 (355 amino acids)
Biological process (GO): protein ubiquitination
Molecular function (GO): zinc ion binding; ubiquitin-protein transferase activity
Source: RefSeq, a predicted model, not a curated record